Messenger RNA from Protopolystoma xenopodis, 2733 nucleotides. The record is from the annotation of a GenBank genome assembly. NCBI's taxonomy places the organism in Eukaryota, Metazoa, Platyhelminthes, Monogenea, Polystomatidea, Polystomatidae.
AUGUGUUGUCUGUGUGUCGUCCGGAUGAUGUGCAGCCGCCUGUGUAUGUACUGGCUGCUGGUCAGGUCGACGGCGGUCCACUUGUUGUUGGUAGUCGUGGCGUUGCCAUCACGACUCGUCGCGGAGGAGAUGAUCCCCACGACGGCUAGUUUGAUUGUCCUCGAGCACCGACUCGUCGAGGAGCGUCCGCUCGGGCAGGUGGUGCUGCGGUUGGCCGAUGAGUUGUCGCGGUUGAGUGGCGCAUCCUUGCGGUACCAUCAGUUUCAUCUGCUGCCGAUGCAGGACGCUGGACUGUUCCGCGUCACGCCCGACGGUCGACUGGUGACGGUGCAGCGAGUGGAUCGCGAAUCGAUCUGCGGCGCGGCCGGCCGUCUCGAGGUCGAGUCGCGGCGGGUGACGAUGACGACGACGACGACAACGACGGCGUCGAGUCGUCGCGUCUGUCUGCUGCAAUUGCAGGCGACCGCGCUCGAAUACCCGCUCGAGGCGGCCGGGCCCCGCCGUCUCCGGCAGCUGCUCGUGCAACUGCGUCUCGUCGACGUCAACGACAACCCGCCCAUCUGCCAAGUGGUCGCUGGCGCCGGAUCCGCCGGUCAGCUCGACGUGCCCGAAGAUGCGCCCGUCGACUCGCUGGUGGCUCGAGUCCGCCUCACCGACGCCGAUUCGCGCCACCACGGCAUCCUCGGCGCCAGCCUGCUUGGCCCGGCCGUCGGCGAUGCCGACCUGCUGCCCUUCCGCGCCCAGUUCGACCUCGCCUCCGCCGCCUCGGCGAGCCCAAUGGCGACGACGACCCACGCCGACCGCGGGCCCUGGUCCAGCGUCGACGUCGUCCUCCGGCUCAUCCGUCGCCUCGACUACGACCGGCUUCAGCCCGAGUUCGCGCUGCGACUCGUCGUCUGGGACUCGGGCCGGCCGGACGGCGCCAACGUCGCUGAAGCCGACGAUGACAGCAACGGCGACGGCGACGGCGACGGCGAGGAUACGGUCAUCGGAGCUCGACUGACGACCACGUGCAGUCUGCAGAUCCGCGUGCGCGACGUCAACGACCACAGUCCGGUGUGGACGGCGCCGCGCGCGAUAGCGGCCGGACUCGGUCUGACGUUGGCGGUGUUCGAGGGCGAGUUGGAGGGCCGGCGCGAGCUGGUCUGUCUGGAGGCGCGCGACGCCGACGUCGGCGCCAACGCGAAACUGCGCUACGAACUGGUGGAGGAGACGGGCGAGCCGGUCAACUCGGUCAGUCCGCGGCCCGAGCUCGACCUCUUCCAGCUGCAGCCGGACUCGGGCUGCCUGCAACUGCGCACUUUGCCCGUCGACUUCGAGGCUGUGGCGGCGCGCUUUCCGCGCCUCAUCGAUCGAGCCCCUCGGCCCGGCUGGCUGCCGGUCCGACUGAACGUGCGCGCCGUCGACCAGCCGCAGACGCCGGGCGAGGCGGCUCGUUCGAGCCCCGUCGCCCGACUCACCGUCUGGCUGGUCGAUGUCAACGACAACGAGCCGCAGGUCCAGAUCAUCGGCCUGCAGCCCGCCUCGCCGGGCGCAGUCGACGUCGUUGCGGACCGGCGACACACGCACGACGUCGUGGUGGCCGAGAACCUGCCGGCCGGAGAGCCGGUCGCGGCCAUCUUUACGCACGACGCCGACGCCGACGCCGGCACGGCCGGACAGGGCCGGGUGACGUGUCGGCUGGAGGAGACGGGCCAGUUCGAGUCCGGCACCGGCGAGUCGGCGUUUCGGCUGGUCGAGGUGGCGGGCGCGGCCAGCGGCCUGACCUACCAGUUGGUGACGCGGCGGCCGCUGGACCACGAGGCGGCCGCGGUGCAUCUGCUGCGGCUGGCCUGCGCCGACGGCCCGGCGCCGGCGGGACUCGAGCUCGAGGAGGAGGGCGUGCUGCGCUUCGGCCGGCCGCGCUUCGACCAGCUCACCACGCAUCGGCUCAUCCGCGUCCUCGUCGCCGACGUCAACGACAAUCCGCCGCGCAUCCUUGCUCCGCUGCAGCCGCACUCGUCCGCGAGUCCCGCCGGUCCGGACGAGCCGGACGCCGCGACCGACAGUCUCGCCUGCUCCGUUGCCGAGCACUCGAGCGUGGGCACGCGCAUCUGCCAGCUGCGCGCCUGGGACGCCGACUCGGGCGGCAACCGACGUCUCGAAUGGUGGCUCGACGAGUCGGCCUCGCGCGGAUGGCUCGCUCUGCACCCGCAAACCGGCUGGCUCACGGUCGCCCCGGCCGGCCUGCCCACGCCCCAGAAGCCGGCGGGACUCGACCGCGAGCACAUCGACGAACUCCACUUCACCGUCUUCGUCCGCGACGGCCUCGACACCGCCGCCACCGCCGCCACCGCCGCCGCCGCCGCCACGUCACGGCUCACCGCCAGUGCCUCGCUCGUCCUCACCGUCGUCGACAUCAACGACCAGCCGCCGCGAAUGCCCGACAUGCACUACUUCGCCGUGCUCGAGAGCGCCGCGCCCGGCACCACCGUCGGCCAAAUUCGCGCCACAGACGCCGAUCUGCCCGGCAGCCGGAACGCCCAAAUCGCCUACCGGACGCUGGCAAUACAACCGGCCAAACUGGCCGACCUCAACGACCAGACGAACGCCGCGCCGAUUGACGCCGGCGACGAGCGCCGCCGGAGGCAGCAACAACUGCUGCGUCAGCACAGGUUUGUGCGCAAACAGACCGGCCUCAUCAGUGAAUUCGAGGUGAGCCAACCACUUCCCGGAAUGUCAGUAGCCCUUUGA